AUGCAAUUAGGACUGUCAGAAUAUCUCUCCACCCUGGUCGCAAGACGCUUUACAGCUGCUCGAGACACCGGGCAGCUCGUGUUCUCCUCAACACACCUGUCCAUCAUCAAUGCCGCAGGGAUAUCCUACCAACUUCGCUACUGCCCUGCACUCGCAAAGAAACCCUCCAACUUGAAGGAAAAUGUCCCGAAAACACCAAAGCCCGAUCCCUUCGAGAAUCCAUCUCCAGACCUCCUGAUCGCCCAGUUCCCGCCCGAGAACCCCGCUUAUAACCUCAUCCUCAACAAAUUCCCCGUCAUCCCGAAUCACUUCCUCCUCGUGACAAAAGACUGGCAGGCGCAGACGGAUCUUCUCGAUAAGGCAGACCUAGAAGCUACGUACGAGUGUCUAAAAGCCUGGAACACCGACAGCGAUGGAUCGAGAUCCGUAAACGGCUCAUCUCCAAAGAGCCUCUUCGCCUUCUUCAACUCCGGCGACGACAGCGGUGCAAGCCAACCCCACCGCCAUCUCCAAUUCCUCCCCGUCGAGGCAAUGCGCCAACCGGGCUCGGAAUCCUGGCAUCCACUAAUCGACCUCCUCACCUCCCAACCCACCUCCCCCUCCCCAACACCCAGGUUCCAGCACCUAUCAGGUCUCCCCUUCGCCCACUUCGCCCUCCCGAUCCCGCCCAAUCCCUCCGCUGAAACUCUACACGCAAUCUACCUCACCCUAUACAAGGCCGCGGCCGCCGCGACACGCGGACAACCGCCAAGCCAGGACACCGAGCCCCUCCCCACACAAGGACCGGCGUCUAUAAGCUAUAACCUGGCCAUGACCCGCUCGACGAUGAUGAUCUGUCCGCGCAGACAGGAGACCGCGCUUGUACCCGUCGAUAGCGCGGCGGCGCGCGAUAUCGUUGACCCCGGCGUGCUGUCGCUGAAUGGCACUAUCCUUGCUGGCACGCUGAUGGUUAAGGCUGAGGGCGAGUGGGAUUCUUUGCGGGAGAAUCCGGAGUAUUUGACGCAGGUCCUUGCUACGAUUGGGUAUCCUCGUACGGAUUCUCGUGGGCCUUCGCUGUGA
This is a messenger RNA of Penicillium mononematosum, 1059 nucleotides long. RefSeq lists its product as uncharacterized. The record is from RefSeq and is a predicted model, not a curated record. Bases 1 to 1059 code for a protein of 352 amino acids. Lineage: Eukaryota; Fungi; Ascomycota; Eurotiomycetes; Eurotiales; Aspergillaceae. Gene Ontology annotation, biological process: nucleotide metabolic process. The transcript has 2 exons. Gene Ontology annotation, molecular function: ATP binding; ATP:ADP adenylyltransferase activity.